Molecule: messenger RNA, 1387 nt
Organism: Dendrobium catenatum
Lineage: Eukaryota; Viridiplantae; Streptophyta; Magnoliopsida; Asparagales; Orchidaceae
Product: dr1-associated corepressor
Exons: 7
Coding region: 376-1062 (228 amino acids)
Biological process (GO): regulation of DNA-templated transcription
Cellular component (GO): nucleus
Molecular function (GO): protein heterodimerization activity
Source: RefSeq, a predicted model, not a curated record
GCUUCCGUCAUCCGAGAUUCGCGUUUGAACUCUAAUUUGAUCGGAUCGAAGCAACCGCCGGCGAGUCGAGAGAUAAGAUAUUGAGCGGCGGAGGACCGGAGGGAGAGGAGCUUAUCGACGGAGAUGAGGAAGAAACUCGGAACUCGAUUCCCGGCGAAGUAUGCGGAUGUGUGGAAAACCUCUAGUCCGCUGGGGGCUUUAAGCGCUCGGAUUGGACGAUCCGUGGUUUUGGAAUCGACUUCCCCUCCGAGAUCCCUCGGCGUCUUAUGUCGAUACCUUGAACUGAGUAUAUGUGCUUUGGUGCCCUGGUUCCAGUCUUUUUAAUGGCACUUUACUCUGUUUUUGGUUAGGAAUCUGCCACGAAUAAAGAAGAUAAUGCAAGCAGAUGAGGAUAUUGGCAAAAUCGCGUUAGCUGUUCCUCUUUUAGUUUCAAAAGCCCUCGAAUUAUUUCUUCAAGACCUAUGCGACAGGACUUAUGAAGUAACUCUCCAAAGGGGUGCAAAAACUUUAAAUUCUUUGCACCUAAAACAAUGUGUGAAGAUGUAUGGUGCAUUCGAUUUUUUAACCGAUGUUGUCAACAAGGUACCGAACCUUGGUGGCACAGAAUCAUUUGGUGAUGAAAAGGGAAUAUGCCGAAGAAGAAAAACUAUUGAACAUGACGGGGAUACAACGACAGAUGAGUCAAGGUUUGCCAAGGUGGCAAUGACAAGCACAAAUAUCAGUCCCAGAGGGCGCGGGAGAGGCCGAGGACGGAGUAGAGGGCGACCGCCAUUAAACAGGAACCUUGAGAGAGAAUCAUCUCUCAUGAAAUAUGAGGACGAAAUCGACUUAUCACCAGAACAUGAAGAUCCUAUAACUGAUUCAGACGCAACAGAGAAGGCCAAAGAUAAUAUUACCGAUUUCACAAAUCCUGCUUCCAUUUUGAGCACAGAGGCCAACCCAGGAGAGUACUCUGCUUGGCCUUUACCUGACGAGGUUGUAAAACUCGGUAUAGAGCCAUCAAAUCUUGCAAACAUAAACUUGCAUCUGGAUGAGGACGAAGACUACGAUAAUGAAGAUUGAAAUGAUGGGUGAACUCUGUGUUCUUCUCUUGCCAUUGAUGAAGCUCAUAUGAUGUAAUUAGUUUGUGCAAGUAGCUUUCCUAACCUAGUGUUCAGUCUCAAGUUUCUUUCUUUCUGGUCUUCUUCUUCUUCUACCUAUUUCCCUUGCCUCAAUUCAAUUCAAAUGUAUUGAGAAAUGUUGAUGUAUAUAAGUUUAAUGUGACAAGGCAGGGAUCUUAUUAGUCUGUAACCAACUAAUCAUUCAUGUUGAGAUGUUUCUUUCACUGCUGCACACUUAAGAGGAUAAUGACAGGUGAAAUAAAAAAUCUUCAUUGGGAUUUGAGUAA